CUGUUUUGCUUCAUAGGUUAUAGUUGUGACCACACAUGAAGGUGUUCCAGAUGAGUUUUACGGAGCCAAAGUCAUUGGAUCAAGAAGCUUUCCUUGCCCUUAUUACCAAAAGGUUCCCCUUUCUCUUGCGCUUAGUCCAAGAAUCAUCUCUGAAAUUGCACGUUUUAAGCCUGACAUAAUACACGCUUCAUCUCCCGGGAUAAUGGUUUUUGGGGCUCUGGCAAUUGCAAAAAUGCUAUCUGUACCUAUAGUAAUGUCUUACCACACACACGUCCCUGUAUACAUCCCAAGAUACACUUUUAGUUGGUUGGUAAAACCAAUGUGGUCUAUAAUAAGAUUCCUUCACAGAGCGGCUGAUCUUACAUUAGUUCCUUCUGCUGCCAUUGGGAAAGAUCUUAUAGCAGCUGGUGCAACUGCAGCUAAUCAACUUCGACUUUGGAAUAAGGGUGUUGAUUCAGAAAGCUUCAAUCCCCGUUUCCGUUCUCAAGAAAUGCGUAUAAGACUGAGCAAUGGCGAACCAGAAAAGCCACUAGUGAUCCAUGUAGGUCGUAUUGGCGUAGAAAAGAGUUUGGAGCUUCUAAAAAGUGUAAUGGACAAAUUACCUGAAGCUCGGAUUGCUUUCAUUGGAGAUGGACCAUACAAAGAGGAUCUUGAGAAGUUGUUUACCGGAAUGCCAGCUGUUUUCACUGGAAUGUUACAAGGCGAUGAACUCUCACAAGCCUACGCAAGCGGAGAUGUGUUUGUGAUGCCAUCAGAGUCAGAGACACUUGGUCUUGUGGUUCUUGAGGCAAUGGCUUCAGGACUUCCUGUUGUUGCGGCCCGUGCCGGUGGAAUCCCUGAUAUAAUCCCUGAAGAUCAGGAGGGAAAAACCGGGUUUCUGUUCAACCCUGGAGAUGUUGAAGACUGCGUGACAAAGCUGAAAAAUCUAUUGCACGACAGUGAAACAAGAGAGAUCAUUGGAAAGGCGGCAAGAGAAGAAACGGAGAAAUAUGAUUGGAGAGCAGCAACGACAAAGAUACGCAAUGAACAGUACAGUGCAGCGAUUUGGUUCUGGAGGAAAAAGAAAGUACAGGUUUUGGGACCAAUCAAUUGGUUGGUUAAACGACUGUUUCCAGUGCCGGAAGUUAACGUGUAGGAUAAGCAAUGAAGAAUUGAUCGAUCGUUUAUUGUUUCUUUUGCUGAAAGUCCUCUGUUUGGUUAAUGAUCUGUUUUUAUCUUACACACUUGAAUUUGCUUAUAUAAGUUGAUGUUGUAAAUUGUAAUAUACAGUAUGUCUUUUUAUGUCUAGUAGAGGGGGUUUAAAACCUGGUUUGGCCUUUA
Camelina sativa (false flax) is the source of this 1320-nucleotide messenger RNA. The record is from RefSeq and is a predicted model, not a curated record. NCBI's taxonomy places the organism in Eukaryota, Viridiplantae, Streptophyta, Magnoliopsida, Brassicales, Brassicaceae.